UGAGCGUUAGCUUAACAUGGCGCCGUUUUCGAAUCUCAAGUGUCGUGUCACUGUUUCUUCAUGUUUUCAUGAUAAGCUCCAACCGAGUUUUUAGACAUUUAGAGCCAUGAGAAGAUCUCUUGCUCCGAGCCAGAUUCUCAAAAGGAAACAAGGGUUUUUAGAUGACGAAGAAAUUGGGAACAAACGUAAACAGAAGUUCAAGCCUGGAUCAUUCAAAGCAGAUGAUAACCCUGAUGUUGACAGAAGAGUGCUUGCUCCACUUUCCACUCAAGCAAACCAUUCGUCAAACAGUGUUUCAGCUCAUGAAGAUUUAAUACGCAAGAUUCUUGCUAAGCCUUUCAAGGUCCCAAUACCAAACUACCAAGGAUGCACCUUCUCAAGAGGGCUUGGUAUCAAAAGGAAAGGACCUCGUACAGCUCUUCAUGAUCCUUUUGAAGAUGAUGCUCUUGUACUCUACUCUCCUCCUGAACUAACAGCUCAUGAAAAGCUAACAGCAGACCGAGAGCUCCAGGAAGUGCAUGUUGUUGUUGAUCCACUGCUGGGUAAAAUUCUUCGUCCGCAUCAGAGAGAGGGCGUCAAGUUUUUGUAUGACUGUGUAACUGGCCAAAGGAUUCAAGGCAGCAAUGGAUGUAUAAUGGCAGAUGAAAUGGGGUUAGGAAAAACGUUGCAAUGUAUCACUCUGAUUUGGACUCUGGUGAAACAAGGGCCAGAAGGUCAGCCAAUAGCCAGCAAAGUGGUAAUUGUUGCGCCAUCAAGUCUUGUGAAGAACUGGUAUAAUGAACUUCACAAGUGGCUUGGUGGUAGAAUUUCUGCAUUGGCUAUAGACUCUGGAACCAAAGAUCAAAUUGAUAAAAACCUUGGAAUGUUUAUGUCUCAGCAAGGGAAGCGUACAGCAAACCCUGUGUUAAUCAUUUCAUAUGAAACUUUUCGACUUCAUGCCUCUGUGUUACAGUCUGGACCUGUAGGAUUAGUCAUCUGUGAUGAGGGACAUAGACUAAAGAACUUAGAGAGCCAGACAUAUCAGGCUCUUGAUAAAUUAAAGACAACACGUAGGGUGCUUUUAUCAGGUACCCCAAUUCAGAAUGACUUAUUGGAAUAUUUCAGUCUUGUUCAUUUUGUAAAUAGUGGAAUUUUAGGCACAGUAUCAGAAUUUAAGAGGAAAUUUGAGAAUCCUAUUCUGAGAGGGAGAGAUGCUGAUGCUUCUGAUGCAGAUCACAAGAAAGGAGCAGAAAAACUGGCGGAGCUUGCAUCUUUGGUAAACAAGUGCAUCAUCAGAAGAACUGCUUCAAUAUUGUCCAAAUACCUGCCAGUUAAAGUUGAACAGGUUGUGUGUUGCCGCAUGACUCCUUUGCAGACAGAACUUUACAAACAUCUUAUUCAGUCAAAAGUGUUGAGAAUGGAGCUGACAAAAGCAAAGUCUGCAUCUGGAAUGUCUGCAUCAUCCCUAGCUUUUAUUACACAACUAAAAAAAUUGACCAAUCAUCCUGAAUUAAUCUAUGACAAGGCACAAAUGGGAGAAGAUGGCUUUGAAGGAAUACUGGACUUGUUUCCCAAAAGCUUCAGCCUCAAGCAGGUGCAGCCAGAACUCUCUGGAAAAAUGCAAGUAUUAGAUUACAUUUUAGCCAUGACAAAAUCUACCACUACAGACAAGGUUGUAUUGGUUUCUAAUUAUACUCAAACCCUGGACUUGUUUGAGAAACUUUGUAGACAAAGAAGGUACCAGUAUGUUCGUCUUGAUGGUACCAUGUCUAUCAAAAAGCGGCAAAAGAUUGUUGACCGCUUUAAUGAUCCUCAUAGCGGUGACUUUGUAUUCAUGCUAAGUAGUAAAGCGGGUGGCUGUGGCUUGAAUCUGAUUGGUGCUAACAGACUUGUAAUGUUUGAUCCUGACUGGAAUCCUGCUAAUGAUGAUCAGGCAAUGGCUCGUGUAUGGAGAGAUGGACAGAAGAAAAAGAUUCAAGUGUCGUAGAUGUGUAAACAACAUUCAGGUUACCUUACCCCCUGAGGGUACUGAUUGCAGUGCAGAUCUGUCACAGUGGAAUCACUGUGCAGAUCGCAAGGGAUUGGAUGAUGUCAUGUUGAAAGGAGCUUGGUCAAGUGGUGUAACAUUUGUAUUUCACCAGAAAUCACAUGAAAAACAACUUGGUGUUUAACUGGUGGAUUAGCACAAUUUUAAUAAUGAAAUUGGAUUUGAAAGUCACUGGACAUGAUCAGACCUCCAUGGCAAAGUUCUAGUAGCUUAUCUGAAGCCUU
Pocillopora damicornis (cauliflower coral) is the source of this 2250-nucleotide messenger RNA. RefSeq names its product DNA repair and recombination protein RAD54-like. Gene Ontology annotation, molecular function: ATP binding; DNA translocase activity. The record is from RefSeq and is a predicted model, not a curated record. Lineage: Eukaryota; Metazoa; Cnidaria; Anthozoa; Scleractinia; Pocilloporidae. Gene Ontology annotation, cellular component: nucleus. Gene Ontology annotation, biological process: reciprocal meiotic recombination; double-strand break repair via synthesis-dependent strand annealing.